This is a messenger RNA of Dreissena polymorpha, 2245 nucleotides long. RefSeq names its product ankyrin repeat domain-containing protein 27-like. The transcript has 16 exons. Gene Ontology annotation, biological process: early endosome to late endosome transport. NCBI's taxonomy places the organism in Eukaryota, Metazoa, Mollusca, Bivalvia, Myida, Dreissenidae. The coding region runs from base 1121 to 2227 and encodes 368 amino acids. Gene Ontology annotation, cellular component: late endosome; plasma membrane; early endosome. Gene Ontology annotation, molecular function: SNARE binding; guanyl-nucleotide exchange factor activity. The record is from RefSeq and is a predicted model, not a curated record.
CAUUCGCUUGUCAAAUUUUCAUAGAACGUAUUUGGAGAAAGAAACAGAAAUCCAGUUAGUUUUAUAUAUUUGAAUAGGAAUCAGUAAAUGAUAACUAGCAGAACUAACCCCACCAGCCAUAUAUAGGAACAGCAGGUCGUGAAUAGCACAUAUUCAAACGUCAUCUUCUACUACUGACUUCCUAUACAAAAGCUAUAAGAAUAUUGAUAAUAAAAUAAACGGUAACUUGCUUGUUACGAGUAAAAGUUAAUUCAAAUACCCCGCGUGACAGGAGGUUACAUUAUCAUGUGAUAAAAAUCAAAAUAAAUUAAAAUAUCGAGAUAAUAUAAAAAUUAUUAUGAUGAUACAGUGUAAGUUCUUUGAUGUUUUUCAAAAUGUUUACCAUCUGCAUAAGUGUUGUCAUUUUAAGUUAACAGCAUAAUUACAGUUAGUCAAUCACUUGCGGUUAAUCAGCAGUUCUGAUUAAUUUGUAUUUAAUUUUCCAUAAUGCCCCAAUAAAAACAAAAUGAUAAGUGUCUAAUGUAUCCAUAAGGUUAAAACUAAAUUAACACAGUUUUAGCAAAAAAGCUUUUGUAUUAUGCUGACAGGGGGGAUAAAUGCAGCAAAAAGUUAACCGGAACUGAUUGAAUGAGAAUGGGACAUACGGUCAUAACCAAAUGACAAUGUCACGUUAUGAUGAAGACUUGUAUGACAAUCCUUUUACACAGCCCUCGAGAAGAACUAUCAUCUGCUUCUUGAUCAGGCUUCAAGCAGUCACUUGAUUAACUGUAUGCCCAAGUAUGAGCUGGUUAAAGAUGCAAGCUUCACUAAAACAGACUUUGGUGAUCACAUUUUAUUGCCAAGUACAGACCAAGAUGACAGUUUCACUUCACUGACCAAGCAUGAUUAAAAAGAAGAACAAUGGCUGAAAAUCUAACACCUUGCAGUGGAUGCAAUUACCCUUGUCAAAUUGGGUGAUUGAACCACAACCCCAAAUCAAUACAGUCCACGCGUUUUCCCCAAUUUCCCUCGCUACUCCACGGACACGGCCUCGGAAGGGAGAUUAAGCACUUCCUGCGAUACGCGGAGUUUGCAUGAUUGGUAGCCAUCUUGUUUCAAGAGACAUUUUACAACAGCAAAGAUGAGAGUUACCGUGUUCUGUGUGUGUCAGAGGUCUUCAACAGAGCUGUGGAAACAGGCGAUGCAAACAAAUCUUCUGCCCCUGACUAUUCCAGACUGCCGACCAGUUAUAACGAGUUCUAUCAACUUCUGUGGGGUCAGCAAGGCUCUGGAGACAAAAUACACUGUCUUACCACAGAAGCUAUUGGUUGAUUGCUUGCGAAUUAGGAUGGGAACUGACCAAUUGGAGGCCAUGUCUCAAAACGACAAGCAGCAAAAAGUGAUGAUCCUGGAUAAUCAAGCUGUGAAACAAAUCCAAAUAGGCAAGAUAAGGCCAUCUCUCUUAGGGGAGGGGUUUUACCUGCAAGAGACUGUCACCCAAAUGAUGGGGUUGUGUAAGCAUGUCUUACGAAACAAGGUCAAGGGUCAGCAAGUCAUAGGAAGUGCCAAAACCAAGGAGAAUCUUGACCAGUUGUUGCUGACUUUCUGCAUAGACUAUCAGAAGUUCACGGGAACUGUCACUCCUGCACUUGUGGAUUUGGUGUCUGGUCAGGUGACGAGAGCCAUGCAGUUAGUCCUGAAUGACAGUCUGGUGAACUACCUAAUGAACGUGGUCCACAAGCACCUGUUUGCUACCAUCACCAACUGCAUGAAGAGAUACGACUCAAAUCUGAACAAGAAGAACCGUAACUUGGUGGACACCCGUUUAGAGAAUCUGCAUGUGCGCGCAGAGUAUGAGGAGAAUUUGCCGGGCUCGCGGAAAGAGCUGUCCAAGCUGAACGACUUCAGUACGCCUCUCGAGCGUCUACAGUGCCUCAAACAUGUCGUGACGCUUUGUACGAGGCCUGUGGAAGCUGCAAAAAGUGACGACACUCUUCAUUUUGCCGCACUAUAUGUCCAGGCAGGACUAAUAGAUAUUUUAUCCAAGAACGGUUGCCUUGCCGAUGCCUCCGAUGUCCUGGGUCGCACUCCACUGCAUAUGGCGGCAUUGAAGGGACUUCAAAACAUCAUUUGUGUGAAAGCCAUUCUGUUCUUGGACAGCCUAAGGAGUCGUGUUGAUGUAAACGCAGGCAAUGAUUUGGGAGAGACUCCACUGCACUUGGCUGCUAAGUGGGGAUAUGGUGAGUGAUAUGGGAGAGACUCCACU